This is a messenger RNA of Aspergillus pseudotamarii, 291 nucleotides long. RefSeq lists its product as uncharacterized. The record is from RefSeq and is a predicted model, not a curated record. NCBI's taxonomy places the organism in Eukaryota, Fungi, Ascomycota, Eurotiomycetes, Eurotiales, Aspergillaceae. The transcript has a single exon. The annotation marks the transcript as partial.
AAUAGUGACGCUCGCCACAGCGCUGUGGUUGUGGCCUCAAACGACACCUCAAACGACACCAUGAAUGACAGCGGGGACAAUAAAAGCGAUGACGUUACUUUGGUACAUCACAAACAUGGAGCUGAAGAGGGUGAGAAGCAUAAACGAAAGAGUUGCAUCAUCAAUGGCAAUGUCGGGGUUCAGAAAAGCUCCAUACAUAUCAUGAGUGGUGGCCGUGUGGAAGGUGGAUCAGUCAUUGUCAACGGAGAUCUGUCCAGGGAAGCGUUCAUGGAGUUGUUCAAACCCAAAUGA